This is a messenger RNA of Cyprinodon tularosa, 1590 nucleotides long. RefSeq names its product complement factor H-like. The coding region runs from base 193 to 1425 and encodes 410 amino acids. Lineage: Eukaryota; Metazoa; Chordata; Actinopteri; Cyprinodontiformes; Cyprinodontidae. The record is from RefSeq and is a predicted model, not a curated record. The transcript is spliced from 10 exons.
UUGAUUGUCACUGAUUACAGGAAUCUUUUUUAUUUGUUUGCUGUAAUACUGGCAGAACUUCAGUGCGAUGUUACAACGUGUUUACUCCAAAUUUCCUAACCCUGGAAAUCUGCCCUGAAUAAUUAUUAACUACCUCCAACGAGCCGACAUUUUUAUUCUAAUCCACUGUGCAACUUUCUUAUUUCUGACAAAAUGUGUGUGAGGUAUCUGGGAUUAUUUCUACUUCUGGCUUGGCUUCCAGACCUUCUACAGGCGGAGCUGCCUUGUAGCCCCCCUGAACUCCCUGACGGCUAUUUUGUCCCAGAGAAAAAUACAUAUCCUCAUGGAGAAACACUGACUUAUAGCUGUGAAGCUGACUUUAAACCAGUGGUGGAAGGCUGGUGGGCAACAAGCAAAUGUCAGAACGGCAAAUGGUCUCAUACCCCUCAGUGUAUAGAUAAAAACUCCUGCCUUCCACCAACUAUUCCCAAUGGAAAAUUAGAGGAAAUGGCAACAUCUCAAAAUGGUUGGUAUGAAGAGAACCUGAACAUCCGGGUAACCUGUGAAGAUGGGUUUUCUCUGAAGGGCAACCCCAGAACAGCCAGAUGCCAAAAUGGAGAAUGGUAUCUGCCUGUUUGUGAAAAAAGUCUUCCUGUCUGCAGUGAGCCCCCUAAAAGACUCAAUGCCAUCGUCAUUAAUCAGCGCUAUCAGGAGGUGUUUUCUUUAGAUACACAGGUGGAAUAUCAGUGCAAAGAUGGAUAUACAACAGAGCAAGGAGCCACCAACAAGUCUGUCUUUUGUAGAGCUGGAGGAUGGACAGAGGGUCCAACAUGUAAACGGCCAAGUGCUUGUGGCCGACCCCCAAAAAUCCCCAAUGCUGUCAUCCUUCAGAACCAACAUCAGGAACUGUUUGAUGAAUAUUCAAAAGCGGUCUACUAUUGUAAAGAUGGAUUUCUCACAGAGGAUGAGGAACGCAUGAAAAUUGUUAGAUGUAUAUUUGGAAACUGGACUGCUGGCCCAACUUGCACACCUUCUACAAGACUUGGAACAAGGGUCACUGAACCCUCUUCCAUACCCAUUGUUAAGUGUGGAUCCCAUCCUGUUGUUCGAAAUGGAGAGCCUCUGGUAUAUCGGAGUGAUCAGUUGAAGUACACUUGCACAAGAUAUUACAAGUUGGUGGGUCCUGAGAUAGUAAGAUGCAGGAGUGAUUUAACAUGGUCUGAACUUCCCAGAUGUAAAGAGAACUACUGUCUUCUAAGAAAUGGAGCUUAUGAGGAACUAAUAUUAACCAGAGAUGAAUACAUCCUAAAUAAUGAACAAAAGGAGUUUGAUUGUCUCUCUGACAAGUACUGGUAUUAUAAUUAUUCUGUGGUUCGAUGCAUUGAUCAGAAACUGCAUGUAUCCAGAUGUUGCAACAGGGCACAGAUCAAUUUAAGAAUGUGCUGAGAUUCUACCAUGAGGGAAAGAUCUGGAUCCAUUCUGCUGAUUGACUGAGGAAAAAAAGGAAGGACGGAUCAAUUAAUUACAGCAUCAGGUUGACUUCACGGCUACCCACCGAGCUGAGCUCCCAUUCUGCUUUAAUAUGGCAAUAAAGUUCAAUCUUUCCCUGUU